UAUCCUUUUGGGUGCCUAAGACCAGGUCGAGUAAAACAUUCUUAUUUUUGAGGUUCAGCUAAUUUGGCUUUUGGAUCUUUGAUCAGUCAUUAAAAUGGGAAACUGGGACCUGUUCGAUUUCUGCCAUGGACGCUGCUGGCCGAAGGUGCAAGCUUCUUACUAAUGGCUCGGCUUCUAUUAUUGGCCAGCAUUGGUUAAGCUUAGGUAACCAGCUUUCACUGCCACAGAUAUGCAGACAAGAGUAGGCAGUGCAGGUGAUCAAAAAUUAAACAAACUUAAAGGCUUAAAAAACUUGUACCAAACACACCCAUUAGAAAGAAAGAUUUCGUGUAAGAAAGUGUAGGAUCUAUAAUUUAUAUUCUUUUUGUUAAAGGUUUUCGAGUGUGGGCCUUUUGCCCAUCUGUGCUGGCUUUCCUUUUGUCCAUUAACAAUUCAAAGAGUACUCCAGCUAGCUGCCAAGCCACCAAUGGAAAUGAUGUGCGUUAAAAUCUUGAAUCCCGUAAGGAGCUCGACUGAUAACAACCCAUAACCAAACCCAACUUUCCUCGUAGUUUAAAACACCCCAUCUACUCUCGAGUUUUAGACUCAGCGCUUUGAUUCAAGGGAAAAAGAGGAGGAGAAAAUGGUGAACCUUGUCGCAGCACAGAAGCCGCUGUUGCAUUGGCUAAUGAAGAUGGCAGGGGUUAGACCUUACUCAGUGGAGAUCGAGCCAGGCACGGUCAUGAACUUUUGGGUUCCUUGUGAAGCAAUCAGGGAACCAAAAAAGGGUGAAAAGAACACCCAUUUGGAGAAACCAACAAAACCAGUGGUUCUCUUGGUGCAUGGUUUUGCUGCAGAAGGCAUUGUCACAUGGCAAUUCCAAGUUGGUGCUUUAACAAAGAAUUACUCCGUUUAUGUACCCGACCUUCUCUUCUUCGGUGGCUCCAUUACUGACAAACCUGAUCGGUCACCAACUUUCCAAGCCGAGUACUUGGUUAAGGGUUUAAGGAAAGUUGGUGUUGAGAAGUGUGUUGUUGUGGGGUUUAGCUAUGGUGGGAUGGUAGCAUUUAAGAUGGCUGAGUUGUACCCUGAUUUGGUUGAGGCCAUGGUGGUGUCUGGCUCGAUUCUCGCAAUGACUGACUCCAUAAGUGUGGAGUCUCUAACCAGGCUAGGGUUCUCCUCUUCUUCAGAAUUAUUGUUACCGAACUCUGUUAAGGAUCUUAAAGCUCUUCUUUCAGUUGCUGCUUACAAGAAGCUUUGGUUCCCUGAUCGGCUUCACAAAGACUACCUUGAGGUCAUGUUUACUAACAGGAAAGAGAGAGCUGAACUCCUGGAGGCCUUGGUCAUUAGCAACAAAGAUGCCACCAUCCCCUCUUUUCCACAGAGAAUACAUCUCUUAUGGGGUGAAGAAGAUCAGAUCUUCAAGCAGGAGCUUGCUCACAAUAUGAAAGAGCAACUAGGAGGGAAUACAACAUUCCAAGGCAUCGAGAAGGCAGGCCACUUGGUUCACCUGGAGCGACCCUGUGUCUAUAAUAGGUGUCUUAACCAAUUUCUGGCUUCCUUGCUAGCGGAAAAUGUUAACAAAUGACUCUUCCAGGUUUAUC
Durio zibethinus is the source of this 1583-nucleotide messenger RNA. RefSeq lists its product as uncharacterized. The record is from RefSeq and is a predicted model, not a curated record. Lineage: Eukaryota; Viridiplantae; Streptophyta; Magnoliopsida; Malvales; Malvaceae.